AUGUUAAAUGCAUACCCCGCCCCUCUAGUCAUCCCACCGCUGGGCGGAGAACAUACGCACACUAUUAUUUCGCUUCAUGGGAGAGGCAGCAAUGCUGAGCGUUUCGGUCAUGUACUUCUUGCUGCUGCGAACCUGCAAGAUCGACUUCCCACAGUGAAAUUCGUCUUUCCGACUGCAAGUAAGCGACGGGCAACGAGGUUCAAAAAGAUGCCUAUCAACCAGUGGUUUGACAACUACUCACUUGAGAACCCCGGAGAGAGAACAGACUUACAAGUCGAAGGACUCUGUGAGAGUGCUGAAUUUAUUCGUGACUUAAUCAGCGAAGAGGUUCGCAUCUUAGGCACGGGCAGCCAUCAAAAGGUCAUCCUAUGGGGGUUAAGUCAAGGUUGUGCUGCGGGUGUCUUCACUCUGCUAGGUAACUGGCCCGAUGCCAGUGAAACAAGCAUGAUCGGAGCAUUUGUUGGAAUGAGUGGAUGGCUGCCCUUUGAGCAGCAGUUGCGCGAGAUUCUUCGAUGCGGUGAGAUUACUGCGUCUAGGGACGACCAGCAAGCUCAACCUGAUGGUAACUCAGAUUCAGAUUCAGACUCAGACCUAGAUGAUGGAGAGCAACAGUCCAACAGGGAUGAAGAGUCAGAUGCUGAUGCAGAUGUCUUCUCGGAACCUGAUCUGGAUGAUGAUCUACUCGAAAGAAGCAGCCUUUCGUAUGACGAUUUUGAUCCCUUUGCUGACGACGAGGAAGAAGGCUCAUUGCUUGAGCACGCUAUCAAUCAUGUUCGCGAUAUUCUUGAUCUUCCAAUGACCCCAACAGACGAUUCGCAAUCACAAUCAAGCUUCCGUCAGCUCCAGACCCCUGUUUUUAUUGGCCACGGCUCUGAAGACCUAAAGGUUUCUGUGGAACUUGGUAGAAAGAUGUCUCAUGUUCUUUCGGCCGGUUUUGGAAUGGACGUAACUUGGAAGGCCUAUGAGGGGUUAGGGCAUUGGUAUCGCGUGGAGGAUGAGAUAGAGCAUAUCCUACAAUUUCUUCGGGAUAGGGUCGACCUGCCAGUGAAACAAGUGCCAACCCAGGGUCAACGCGAGUAUAAGGGUAAAGGCCAAUGA
Molecule: messenger RNA, 1098 nt
Organism: Penicillium mononematosum
Lineage: Eukaryota; Fungi; Ascomycota; Eurotiomycetes; Eurotiales; Aspergillaceae
Product: alpha/beta hydrolase
Exons: 1
Coding region: 1-1098 (365 amino acids)
Biological process (GO): protein depalmitoylation
Cellular component (GO): cytoplasm
Molecular function (GO): carboxylic ester hydrolase activity; palmitoyl-(protein) hydrolase activity
Source: RefSeq, a predicted model, not a curated record